AUGGCACCCGACAGGACUGGAAAGAGUGUUUUCCUUGGGAAUAUACCUUACAACCUCACCGAAGAACAAGUGAAAGACAUCCUCAGCUCGGCCGGUACCGUAACGAAAUUCAGACUAAUGAUAAACCCGGAGACGGGAAAGCCAAAAGGAUAUGGAUUUGCAGAUUUUGCAGAUGCUGAUUCUGCGGCUUCAGCUGUUCGGAACUUGAACGAUUACGAAAUUAUGGGCCGCAAGAUACGGGUCGACUGGCCACACAACAACGAGAAGGAUUCUGUACCUUUAGACUACUCGCAACAGGGUCAGAUGAACGUCCAAGGCCAAGAUGGACAAACCGGAUAUCCAACACAAGCUCCCCUCUUACCUUCUUUGCCUCCGGGUACGGAUUUGCCGCCAAAUCUGACAUGCCCCAAUGCCAUUUCGCAAACCCUCUCAACGCUCCCUGCGCCCCAACUGCUCGAUGUCCUCGCCCAAAUGAAAUCGUUGGCCAUGGCUGACCCGGCUCGAGCCACCGAGCUUUUAAGGCAAGCGCCACAGCUCGCUUACGCGAUAUUUCAAGCGCUUCUCCUGAUGAACCUGGUCGACUACGGUGCUUUGGGCUCCGUUGUCGAACAAGCUACUCAACCUCAGCCCCAAGUUCCCACUCCGCAAACGCAACCGGCUUCCAACAUUUCGCAACAGUACCCGUCAUACCCCCCUAUUCCAGGCCAGAUAUCGACCCCGCCUGUUCAUGGUACCCCAUUCGUUCCGCCCCCACCGCAACCGCAACCACAAGCACCCCAGCUCCCUCAGAUGGCUGGGCAAGAAGAGCUUUUACAGCAGGUUUUGAGUAUGCCGCAGGCCACCAUUGAUGCUCUACCGCCUACAGAACGAAGUCAAAUAAUGCUACUAAGGCAGCAACUGUUACAAGGAGGGAUGAGAUAG
Uncinocarpus reesii 1704 is the source of this 921-nucleotide messenger RNA. RefSeq lists its product as uncharacterized. Lineage: Eukaryota; Fungi; Ascomycota; Eurotiomycetes; Onygenales; Onygenaceae. The record is from RefSeq and is a predicted model, not a curated record. Bases 1 to 921 code for a protein of 306 amino acids. The transcript has 2 exons. Gene Ontology annotation, molecular function: mRNA binding. Gene Ontology annotation, biological process: mRNA 3'-end processing. Gene Ontology annotation, cellular component: mRNA cleavage and polyadenylation specificity factor complex.